This is a messenger RNA of Trichoplusia ni (cabbage looper), 10811 nucleotides long. Its product is annotated as fibrillin-2-like. The transcript is spliced from 54 exons. Gene Ontology annotation, molecular function: calcium ion binding. Bases 85 to 9360 code for a protein of 3091 amino acids. Lineage: Eukaryota; Metazoa; Arthropoda; Insecta; Lepidoptera; Noctuidae. The record is from RefSeq and is a predicted model, not a curated record.
GUAAAGACAAUACUAAUAGCGUAACGGAAGCACCGCAGAUCUAAGUGGUUGGGCAAACGUGCGCGUGCGCGCAUUGUAUGGCCGAUGAUAAAGCUCGCAAUUUUAGUUGUCAGUCGGGAGCGUGCCGUGGAUCGAGGCGGUCCUCCCUUUCGGUCGGCGCGGGAACCCGUGCGCGUUUAUCAUCCAUCCGGUCGUAUCAUCAUCUACAAACGAACUACUCUCGAACAUCGAACAGUACUCUGGUUGCCCUCCAUCGAGGAAUCCAGUGGCAUGGGUGAUGGUUCCAAGAUGACAAUGUGGCGGCUCGUGGCGGCGGCGGCAGUGCUCUGCGCGUGCGCUCACAUCUCCGCGGCCGACCCGCGCACCCCGCAGAGCACGCGCACGCCGCGCCUGUGGCCCAGAGCGCCGCGCACGCUCUCAGAUCGCAAGCCCAACCAGUUCGUAGGGCCCCACGUUUGUCGAUCUCGCAACAGCACGCAUUGCUGUCCCGGAUGGACGUCCAGGCCGAAUUCAUUACUUUGCAUAGUCCCCGUGUGCCGGCCUGACUGCGGCUCGCCGGGAGCGUGCGUGGCCCCCAACAUGUGCCGCUGCGCCACCGGAGUGGAGGCGCCCUCCUGUGGAGGUGGCGGACUUUACCCCUACCCAGUACGAACGCCGGGCGGCUGUCGUCGUAUCUGCAUGAACGGCGGUACCUGUUCCAAUGGUACUUGUUCCUGCGCGCCCGGCUGGAGCGGAGAGUUCUGUACUGAACCUAUAUGUCGUGAGCCAUGUUUGCACGGCGGUAGAUGUAUCGCUCCCGAUCGAUGCGUCUGUUUCCACGGACUGUCCGGCACAAGGUGUGAGAUUGACAGGCGAACUGGUCCGUGCUACACGGAGACCCGCGGCGCGCUGUGCACGGGCGCGCUGGAGGGCGUGGUGUGCACCAAGCAGCUGUGCUGCGCCACCGUGGGCAGCGCCUGGGGACACCCCUGCGAGCGCUGCGCGGACCUCGACUGCCCGCACGGGCACCUGCGGAACCUCGCCACCAAGGAGUGCCAGGAUAUAGACGAGUGUGCAGCAGUCCCAGGUCUCUGCGAGGGCGGGCGUUGCAUCAACUCCAUCGGGUCGUUCUCUUGCGAGUGUCCGCCCGGACAGCGCCGCCAUCGCGUCACCAACAACUGUGAGGAUAUCGACGAGUGCGAGGACGAAGAUAUUUGUCCGAACGGCAAAUGUGUUAACACGGAAGGCGACUACUACUGUCUAUGUAACCCUCACUUCAUUCCGAGCCCAGACAAAAAGUUUUGUAUAGACGGACGAGUGGGCAGCUGCUUCACAUACAUGAGCGAGACGGGCGAGUGCGCGGACCGGCUGCCGAUGCCGCUCUCCAACCGCGACUGCUGCUGCGGGUACAACAUGGGCCGCGCCUGGGGGGACCUUUGCACGCCCUGCCCGCCUAGGGGAUCCACGGAGUGGACGCACCUGUGCGGCGGCGGCGCGAUCCCGCCGAACUGGCGCCGCAACGUGACGGGCGGCGGCGAAGACGACGGGACCUCGUACGAGCCGCCCGCCAUCGCCAAGAUCAACGAGUGCAUGCUCAGGAACGGCAUCUGCGGACUCGGAACCUGCGUCGACAAGGACAUCGGAUAUCAAUGUGACUGCUGGGAUGGUGCUGAAUCAGUGAUACAAGAUGGCAACCCAAUUUGUAUUGAUAUCGACGAAUGUGCUCUUGAAUAUUGUAAAGGAGGAACGUGUAUAAACAGACCAGGUGGAUUUGACUGCAGGUGUCCACCUGGUUUCGAUCCUGUCGAAAACGGUCAAAGGUGCAGCGAUAAAAACGAAUGUGAAAUGACGAACGGAGGAAUGUGCACUAAUGGAGAGUGUCGAAACAGCGAUGGAGGAUUCGAGUGCGUGUGCAACCCUGGUUACGAGUCUACGGAGACCGGUCACGCGUGUCGCGACGUGGACGAGUGCCGCGACAACCCGCGCGUGUGCCGGCGCGGGCGCUGCCGCAACACGCCCGGCGGCUACGACUGCGACUGCGAGCCCGGCUUCGACAUCAGCGCCGGCGGCUACUGCACAGACAUCGACGAGUGCGCCGACAACACCGUCUGCCAGGGUGGUCGCUGCGUUAACAGCGAAGGCUCGUUCCAGUGUGUAUGUGAGGCAGGCUACAGACCCACUCCAGACCGUGGUGCAUGUAUUGACGUUAAUGAAUGCUCAGAACAACGAGUCUGUAGGAAUGGCCGCUGUCAUAAUACGCCCGGCUCCUUCCGAUGCGAAUGUCUGCCUGGUUUUACGCUAAGCAACGAUGGUAGGACAUGUCUUGAUGAGGUGCAAGAUUUAUGUUACGAAAAGUUUGAAGAAGGGCAUUGUACUUUACCUGGACAAAAUCCAGUAACUCGAUCUCAGUGCUGUUGUAGUUCUAGUAAAGGUCUUCAUUUAGGUUGGGGUGUUGCUUGCAAAGCCUGUCCUGAAGCUGGAAGCAAGGAAUACGACAUCCUUUGUCCCGAAGGUUCGAGCAAGGAUAACGGAGGAGCAGAUAUUAACGAGUGUACUAUGAUUCCUGGAAUUUGUCCUCACGGUACUUGUGAGAACUUAGAGCCCGGAUACAAAUGCAUCUGUGACCCUGGAUUCCAUCCCGAUGCUGAUGGAAUUUGUAGGGAUAUUGAUGAAUGUGAUAUGCACCAGUCGUACUGCACAGGCGGUCAGUGCCGCAACACGCUCGGAAGCUUCACGUGCGUAUGCCCACCGGGGACUCGUUACGAGCCCGACGAACAAAUCUGCCGAGACAUUGACGAAUGCGAGGGUGAGACUCUUUUCAUCGUCAAGGAAUACGAUCGGGGCGACAUCCCCCCUAUGAUCCCAAUCGGAACAGAACAAUCGAACCCUUGCGAUAAUGGCCGCUGUAUCAACUCCCACGGUAGCUACGAGUGCGAGUGUGAAAAUGGAUUUGUACUUGACGCUACUGCCCAGCACUGUAUUGACAACCGUCGCGGCUCGUGCUGGCGGCGCGUGGUGGAGGGCCAGUGCGAGGCGGCGGCGCUGCGCCCGCUGCUGCGCCAGCAGUGCUGCUGCAGCGUGGGGCUGGCCUGGGGCUCUCCCUGCGAGCCCUGCGACCCCGACUCCUGUCCCUGCCAGAAGGGCUUCGCCAAGCUUGACGGAGCGACCUGCAGAGACGUGGACGAAUGCCAGCUAGAUUCUGAGCUAUGUAUUGGGGGCACUUGUGUAAACACGGAUGGCUCCUACAAGUGCGAAUGCCCACCAGGACUCACGCUUGACCCAACUGGUAACCGUUGCGUGGACACUCGUCGUGAAUAUUGUUAUACUGACUUUGUUGGAGGACGUUGUUCAAAUCCCCUGCAAGUGGAGGUGUUGCGCGCUGUCUGCUGCUGCUCUUCACUGGGUAAAGCUUGGGGAGACAGGCGAUGCGAAGCCUGUCCUAAGAAGGGAACGGAUGCAUACCGCAACCUUUGCAUCGCUGAAGGGACAGGACACCCGCCAACAAUUUGGGACCGACCAGGAGGACCCAUUGGCAAUGGUAGUGUGUGGGGAGGCGACAACGGCGGUAUCAGUGGUAUUGGUGGGGGUGGCGGUGGUGGCGAAGGAGACUAUGAUUGGGAACAAGUCGGUGGAGGGGAUGACAAUUGGAGGAACAUCUCCGGGGACAGCUGGCACAAGGGCGGGCCUGGGGUUAUUCCCGGACAAAUGGAAGUCAACGAGUGCGCAGCCUUCCCGGGGCUCUGUGGACAUGGCCGCUGCAGGAACUUGGUCGGCACUUUCACUUGUGACUGCUUCCCUGGAUAUGAAAAGGACUCAAAGAAUCAUACAUGUGUGGAUGUAAACGAGUGCGAGAUAGUAGACGGUGUUUGUGGAGCUGGCGAGUGCCGCAAUACUGAGGGUAGCUUCACCUGCCACUGCAACCCUGGACAUAAGGCUGAUGACUUCUCUAAAGUCUGUGUUGACAUCGAUGAAUGUGCUGAGACUCGUGGUUUGUGUCGCGGUGGUCGCUGCAUCAAUACGCCCGGCUCUUUCCGCUGCGAGUGCGGCCCCGGCAUGGAACUGUCGCCCGACAGACUGUCCUGCAAGGACGUGGACGAGUGUUCCAUCACUUCUGGAAUUUGUAGCAACGGCGCUUGCGAGAAUCUCAUGGGUACAUACCAGUGUGUUUGCGACGAAGGUUAUGCACAGUCCACUGUUAAGUCCCACUGUGAAGAUAUCGACGAAUGUACGGAGGACCCCACGAGAUGUCAGCACGACUGUGUCAAUACUCCUGGAUCUUAUCACUGUACUUGCAGGGAGGGCUGGCACCGGCGCGCGGACGGGCGCUCGUGCCGCGACAUCGACGAGUGCGGCGGCGGCGCGCGGCCGUGCGGCGGCGGCGUGUGCCGCAACACGCCCGGCUCCUACGUGUGCACCUGCAGCGACGGCCUGCUGCCCGCGCCCGACGCCGCCAAGCCCACCUGCCACGACAUUGACGAGUGCGCCGACGUUCCUGACCUGUGUGGAGCUGGUGAAUGUCACAACACUAUUGGAAGCUUUGUCUGUCGCUGUCCCGACGGUUACAGCGUGAAGCCGGAGCAAGGUCCCGCAUGUACUGAUGAUGACGAAUGCGAACUUGGUACUUGCGACUGUCAUCCAGCUGCUGAUUGUAUUAAUUUGCCGGGUUCGUUCCAAUGCCGCUGCCGCGACGGCUGGCGCGGCGACGGUACGGAGUGCGAGGACAUCGACGAGUGCCUCACCAACAACGGCGGCUGCCACCCUCGCGCCACCUGCACCAACACCGACGGCUCAUUUAUGUGCCUCUGCGAUACUGGAUACAAGGGCGACGGUUAUUCAUGCGUGGAUAUUGAUGAAUGCGCAAACGACCCGACCCUCUGUGAGAACGGGCACUGCACCAACACGCCCGGCGGGUACGAGUGCGACUGUGAUGUCGGCUUUACGAAGUCACCUGACGGCAGAUCCUGUCUUGAUAUGGACGAGUGCGCGACAUUUGACAAUGUCUGCGUUUUCGGUCGGUGUGUGAACACGUACGGCAUGUUUAAAUGUAUCUGUGACAAGGGAUACCAAUCCGACAGCAUUGACGAUCUGAUGCCCGGUUUCAACUGCACGGACGUGGACGAGUGUAAGUCACCGCAGUCCUGUCAGUACGGACAGUGCAUCAACACUCAGGGCUCCUACAUCUGCAGGUGUCCGCCUAACUACGAGCUGGUCUCCGACGGCACUGCUUGUUAUGAUUCCCGAAAGGCUCGCUGUUAUGGCAAAGUAGAUCUGAAGUCUGGAGCAGAACAUUGCCGAGACAGUGACGAAUUAUCUGAAGAUGGGACAAUGGCCGCUUGUUGUUGUUCUGUUGGUGCUGCUUGGGGCAACUAUUGUGAUCUUUGUCCGGAGCCCGGCUCUGAAGCGUAUAGACAACUUUGCCCUGGUGGACCCGGAUACCAACCUGUGCUUGAACCACCGUCGUACGUGGUGACGCUGGCGGACAUCGACGAGUGCGCGCAGCACCCGGCGCUGUGCGCGCACGGCACGUGCACCAACACGUUCGGGUCCUUCGUGUGCACGUGCGGCGCCGGCUGGCAGCUGGCGCCCGGCGAGGCGCGCUGCCAGGACAUCGACGAGUGCGCCACGCCCGGCCUGUGCGGGCCCGGCAUCUGCCGCAACCUGCAGGGCUCCUACGUCUGCCUCUGCCCCGAGGGAUACGUCGCCAUGCCCAAUGGAAAGGAGUGUGUAGACGUUCGUCAACGGCAAUGCUACAUGGACUGGGAUCCUGACACGGGCAGAUGCACGGGUGCCGCCGGAGUACCGCAAACUAAAUACCUUUGCUGCUGUUCCGUUGGCCGAGCUUGGGGUGCACCCUGCGAAGCCUGCCCAGACAAGGGAUCACAAGAACACAUGGCUCUCUGUGGGGAGAAACCUGGAGAAUACAUCAAUCCUAUGACAAAUGAGACCAAGCCUAUCAACGAGUGUGAUAUAAUGCCACAACUGUGUAAACCUGGAACCUGUCACGACACUCCGACUGGUUUCCAGUGCGGAUGUGAUCACGGUUACGAGCAUGACAACACGUCACACCUGUGCCGCGACAUCGACGAGUGCGCGUCACAGGCGGGCGUGUGCCGCGGACUGGCGCAGUGCGUCAACCUGCCCGGCGCCUUCGAGUGCCGCUGCCCGCCCGGGUACCGCCUCAGCGCCUCGCUCGACGAGUGUGACGACGUCGACGAGUGCGCCGACGAGCGCCUCUGCGACCACGGCGACUGCAGGAACACCAUCGGAUCUUACAGAUGUGACUGCAAGCCAGGUUACACGCUCCGCGAUAAUGCUUGUCGUGAUGUGGACGAGUGCGCGCGCCCGCGACCGAUGUGUCGCAACGGAACCUGCGAGAACCUGCCCGGAGGGUACGCCUGUCACUGUGAUGAGGGCUUCAAGCCAGGCGCUAACAACGACUGUAUAGACAUAAACGAGUGUCGCGAGGGCGGCAUGGUGUGCCGCAACGGUCGCUGCCGCAACACGGUGGGCUCGUUCCGCUGCGAGUGCGCGCCGGGCUACGCGCUGACGGCGGACGCGCGCCACUGCCGCGACGUGGACGAGUGCUCCGAGCUGCCGCAGCCCUGCGGCCGCGACGGCUCGCCCUCAUGCACCAACACCAACGGAGGGUAUGAAUGUUCAUGUGGUGCGGGUUGGAGGCUGGUCGGGCGACGAUGUGUGGACCGCGAUGAGUGCAGAGAGAUCCAAUACGUUUGCGCUGGAGGAGACUGUCGAAACUUUAACGGAGGAUACGUAUGUGACUGUCCACCUGGCUGGAGAUUCGAUAAGGCGGCUGCCAUCUGUGUCGACGAGCGUAAAGAACUUUGUUACGAUGAGUUCGAAUCCGGAAGAUGUCACAAGGCUAGACCUCUACAGCUUGGUCGACCAGAGUGCUGUUGUUCCGAAGGUGCUGCUUGGGGAAGAUACUGUGAACGUUGUCCGACGCCAGAUUCACCUGAAUUCCUUCGAAUUUGUCAAGGUGGAAUGGGCAGACCUAAUCUUACUCAGGACCUAGACGAGUGCAAGGUCCGCCCUGACGUGUGUAAGGGCGGGCGCUGCAUCAACACGGACGGGUCGUUCCGCUGCGCGUGCGCCGCCGGCUACGUGCUGGACGCGUCGGGGCUCGCCUGCGUGGACGCGGACGAGUGCGCCGCCGACCCGCGCAUCUGCGGGAACGGAACCUGCACCAACACGCCCGGCGGCUACGAGUGCCGCUGCAACUACGGCUUCACACAGGGACCUGAUCAGACGUGCGUGGACAUAGACGAGUGCGCGGAGGGACGCGCGCUGUGCACGUUCCGCUGCCACAACACGCUGGGCUCGUUCCGCUGCACGUGCCCCUACGGGUACGCGGUGGCGGCGGACGGCGUGCACUGCACCGACAUCGACGAGUGCGCGCAGGACCUCAAGGUCUGUCCGCACGCCUGCGAGAAUGUCGUCGGGUCCUACAUCUGCAAGUGCCCGGAAGGUUACAAACGAACAUCUUCACCCCACGAUGCACCGGAUGCCUGCGAGGACAUCGACGAGUGUUUGGAGGCUGAGCGCUGCUCCCCGGGCGUGUGCAUCAAUACCGAGGGCGGCUUCCUCUGCGACUGCGAUGUGGGCUACGAACCGAGUGAAGAUGGAAUGGCCUGUAUCGACCACCGCACAGGCAUGUGCCACCGCUCGCUGGUGGCGGGGCGCUGCAUGCCGGAGCCGUGGCCGCGCGCGCUCGCCUCCACGCCCGCGCCGCCCGCACACGUCACCAAAGCGCAAUGUUGCUGUACGCUGGGUGUUGCCUGGGGUCCGGAAUGCGAGCUGUGUCCGCAGCCUGGCACCCCCGAGCGCCUGGAACUGUGUUCACCUAUCAACUUGGGCGGCGGCACCACUGGCCUCAUACCCGGCAUGAAGGGAGAGAACAACGGACAGAUCGGGAACGGCAUCGACAUGUUCGAUGUAGACGAGUGUGCCGCGAUGCCUGGCCUGUGCGCGCCCGGCAGAUGUGUUAAUACUAUUGGCAGUUUCCGUUGCGUGUGCGGCCGCGGCUUCAAAGCAGCGGGCGAGGUGUGCGCGGACAUCGACGAGUGCAGCGUGCGGCCGCCGCCGUGCGAGCAGCUCUGCAAGAACACGGAGGGCUCGUACGAGUGCCUCUGCCGCAGCGGCUACGAGGUGGACGAGGACGGCGCCAACUGCCGCGACGUGGACGAGUGCGAGCGCGGCACGCACACCUGCCAGCAGACCUGCACCAACACCGAGGGCUCCUACGAGUGCUCCUGCCAGGACGGAUAUGAGAAGAGGGGCGAUGCCUGUGUUGAUGUGAACGAGUGCCAUGAAGAAGGUUUGUGCCCGGCGCCAGGCAAGUGUGUGAAUCUGCUGGGCUCGUUCCGCUGCGUGUGCCCGCGCGGGUUCCGCCUGGACGUGGCGGGCGCGCGCUGCUUGGACCGCGACGAGUGCGAGGCGGGCCGCUGCCAGUCGCCCUGCAGGAACUACGCCGGCGGAUACCGCUGCGACUGCCCCGCUGGCUCGGUGCGGUCGUCGAGCGGCGUGUGCGUGCCGCAGGACGCGUGCGCGGCGUCGCCGUGCGGCGGCUCGCCGUGCUUCGCGGUGGCCGGCGCCUACCGCUGCGGCUGCCCCGCCGGCUACGGCUGGGACGCCGGGCACGCCGUGUGUCUGCAGCUGGCAGGCGGGUGCGCGACGGCGAGCUGCCUGUACGGCUGCUCGUCGUUCGGCGCGUCGUACCAGUGCGGCUGCCCGGCCGGCUACCAGCUGGUGGGCGCGGGCCACUGCCUCACGGCGCUGGACGGCGCGCUGCCGCCCGACGACAUCGGCGACGCGCCCGUCUUCCCCGUGCGCGACCAGUACAAGAUCGGCGGAGACAAGGACCUCAUCUCCACCGAGGGCUGCUUCAGCUGCAAGGUGAACGGACGUAGACGAAGAGCUCCCGAUGAAGCGAUUGUGUUUGCGAACGGCACCACAAUCGUCAGGAAACGUAAACGACGCAGUCGCCGACGACGCUCUGUGCUGGAGCCGGAGGCGGAGCUGAUCGUGGUGUCGGCGACGGCGCGGCAGACGUGGGGGCGCGCGCCGCUGCUGCGCCUGCUGCCCGCCGCCGGCGGCGCGCGCGCGCACUACCGCGUGGCCUACGGGGACCCGCACCAGGACUUCCUGCUCUCCAAGCGGGACGGCGUCUGGGCGCUGCGACUGCGCAGGCAUCUCAACUCACAGGUGGUGAUGGACCGGCAGCUGGAGCUAGAGGCUCGGUUCGUGUCUCCGGGCGGGCGGCGCGCGCGCGGCGUGCGGGGGCUGCGCUCGCGCCGCGCCGCCGACGCGCCCGCGCCGCUGCGCCUCUACGUGUCCGUGAGGAUCGCGCCCAAACACACCUGACCACAACACACAACGGGGGACCUAUCGAACGCUUUAUACGACUCACAUACCACACCACACCAUAAUCAACUAACAUGACCAUCUAAAACAAUAAAUGGAACUGACCAUUUUCACUUUGUUAGUAAUUAAGUUUUUAUAUGAAUUUGAAUUUUGGAAACGUUUUGAUAGGUUGCCUAGGAAUGUAUAACGUCGAAAUGGAAUUUACACACGUGUAUAUUCUAAAGGCCAUGUUGAAGCCAUAACUAUUUACAAGUGUAUUGUGCUUUGGGGCUGGCGCAAAGUUCGCACUGCCCAAAACAGCAGAUCUAUUGAUGACACUCAAAAAGAGAUCUUAAAAAUUCUUUUUUUUAAUACUAAUUAAUGGGCGAUGAAUAGUUUGUCUGUUUUCAAGUGUUCCAAAACGUUAGUUGCGCUUUGCUCUGUGUGUUGGGCCCUUAGAGUGUAUGGUUGUGUGGGUUCCAUAUUGCAGGAUAGAGCCUUCUAUUUCUUCCUAUUUUGUGUCCUGUAGUGAGACUUGUACAUACUCCUUAUUUAUAACACUGCCAACGUUCAACGACUGCCAAUUCUUUUGUAAAUUAGAAAAUAACACAAUCGAUUUCAUAUGAUUGUUAAGAUUAACCGAUUGGAAUGUAAUGAUAACGUCUCACUACGAAACGAAAAUUGAUGUGUCAUUGAAAUGAUAGACUGGUUCUGUUUAAUGUGUGACUAAAUAUUAUGUGCCGACGGAAUUGUUUUUUAUGCUGCGAUUGUUUUAACAUGUUCCAAUAUGGCCGUCCCCACUAGAUAUUGGCCGCAUGUUCCCAUCGGGUCGGCGACACCGACCGCGUCGGCAGUAUUAAAUAAUUUGUGUGAGAUUGAAUGCAUAAUACCUAGUUAGUUGACGAUUCAAGUAACAAAGUUUUUGAACGUAAUAUUAACAAUACGAUACCAGUUCAUCUACUAUCUUAAAAGUUAGUGAGUUUUACUCUUAUUAUAAUAGAAAUCUGGUGUCUAAUACUAGAAUCGCUCCUUUUGGAUUGGUAUUAUUGGAAUAAUAAUUGCCAUAAUAUUAUGUUUUAACAGUUAUUUCAUGUUUUGCAUCUUAAUUAUGUCAAAAUAAUAUCCAGUUUUAUGUAAAUGUGGAUACAUUUCAAGAAAUGUAUUUUAUGCAACUUAAAAAGCCUAUACGAAAUAAUUUACUAUUUAUUUUUGUCGUAGUUUUUAACUUGCAACGAUUUUGAUUUUCAAAAUAAUCGACAUACUUUUUUAUGCAGUUUUUGGGCAAUUAUAAGUCUUUUUGUAUAAGUACAAAAACCAAUGCAAUAGAUUUGUUUUGUAAAUAUGUGUAUACAAAUAAUAAAAUUAAUAUAAAAUAUGUAGCUACUUUUAGUGAAGAAUAUUUAAGGAAUUAUUUUAACUUAGUUGUAAGACAAAGUGGAUCAAAAUGAAAUUAAUAAAUUUUUAAUUUAACA